AUGGAUCUUGCCAUCAUCAAGAACCUUCGCCUGACAGAGUCAACCCAGUACGUUCGACUGUUGCGGGAUAUCGUUCACCGGACUCUCGUCAACCACCGCACUGGUUUCACCCACGGUGACCUGCAGCUGAAGAAUAUCACGGGGCUGAAAGGCUCGGAGAUUAUGGAUAUCUCGAACGACGGCAUACAUUGGAUGUUGUACCCAGCAAGAUUUGAGGAGCCAACACUUCUCAUGUCCACCACUCCCGGUGAGGGAGGCAAAAAGCAAAAAGCAAAAAAGAAUGCCUCCAACGAGGAUCGAACUCGUGACCUGCGGAUAUCCAACCUUUGA
This is a messenger RNA of Aspergillus steynii IBT 23096, 330 nucleotides long. RefSeq lists its product as uncharacterized. The transcript is spliced from 2 exons. Bases 1 to 330 code for a protein of 109 amino acids. NCBI's taxonomy places the organism in Eukaryota, Fungi, Ascomycota, Eurotiomycetes, Eurotiales, Aspergillaceae. The record is from RefSeq and is a predicted model, not a curated record.